Messenger RNA from Lottia gigantea (owl limpet), 1197 nucleotides. RefSeq lists its product as hypothetical. NCBI's taxonomy places the organism in Eukaryota, Metazoa, Mollusca, Gastropoda, Lottiidae. The record is from RefSeq and is a predicted model, not a curated record. Gene Ontology annotation, biological process: neuropeptide signaling pathway. Bases 1 to 1197 code for a protein of 398 amino acids. Gene Ontology annotation, molecular function: gastrin receptor activity; neuropeptide receptor activity. Gene Ontology annotation, cellular component: membrane. The transcript is spliced from 3 exons.
AUGGAUAUUCAAAUAGGAUUUUAUUCCGUGAUUUUUUUAUUGUCCAUGGUUGGAAAUAUUUUAGUGAUCGCAACUUUGAUACAAAAUAAACGAAUGAGAACAGUGACUAAUGUGUUUUUGUUGAGUCUUGCAAUAAGUGAUUUAUUAUUAGCUGUUUUUUGUAUGCCUUUUACCCUUGUGCCAGUAUUACUCAGGAACUUUAUAUUUGGAGCUGUUAUGUGUGUUUUAAUCCGAUAUCUGCAAGCUGUGUCUGUUGGAGCGAGUUGUUUUACCUUGGUAGCUAUUAGUAUGGAGAGAUAUUAUGCCAUUUGUCAGCCGUUACAUUCAAGAUCGUGGCAGACGUUAUCACAUUCAUAUAGGAGUAUAGCAGUAUGUUGGGCAUUGUCAGCAUUCAUUAUGACUCCAAUAGCUGUUUUCCAAUCGCAUAUACCUCUUCCAAGUGGUGCUCAUGCUUGUCGUGAAAUAUGGCCUGAUACUGAUUGGGAGAUGGCCUACAACGUAUUUUUAGACCUUGCAUUAUUGGUGAUACCAGUUCUGAUCAUGACCAUAGCGUAUGGAUGUGUGAUACGAAAUCUUGCCCGAGAUGUACGAAGUGAUUUUAACAUAAAUCCAUAUGAAAAUGGUAAAACAUUGGAACUUAAACUUUUUAAAGAUUCAGUGAGAAGUGCUACAUCAUCACAAUCUUCGGCGGAUGAAGGAAAUUUUACCCCACCUAUUAUGAAGAGAAGUAGAAAGGUGCACAGAAUACGUCACACUAACCCGGAAAAGAUACGACAAAACAAAAUACGAGUUAUAAAAAUGUUAUUUGUCGUGGUGCUGGAAUUUUUCAUAUGUUGGACUCCGGUGUAUGUGAUACAGACGUGGAUGAUUUUUGACUUUAAAAGUGCUAAACAACAUCUUUCACCCAUUACUAAAACGUUCUUCCAUUUAUUAUCAUACUUUUCAUCGUGCUGCAAUCCAAUUACUUACUGUUUCAUGAACAAGAAAUUUAGAGAGGCUUUUGUACGCGUCUUUCAAUGUAAAGGACCUACUCCGCCAUUAAAAGAUCGACGUCGCAAUACAGGGCAGCUUAGAUUAGACUCGAGGAGGAGUGAAGCCUUUAACCCUAAUUCAUCGACAUCAACUAAAAAUAGUUCAAUACGACAGGUAGACUAUGACCCCAUUCAUGGUUCUGAUGAUUUCCUCGAUACUGACUAG